GUAUUGAAACAAAGAAAAGCAAUGGCCUUUGUGCACUUUGGCUGCACUUCUUGUUCUCUUUCCUUCCCCGAUCCUCGCCGUCUCCAUCACUCCCCCUUCCCUCCCACUCUCUCCCACCACCCCAAUCCCAAUCCCAUCUCCAUCAGCCAUUUCCCCUCCCAAUCCCUCACCAAAACCAUGGCUUUGAAUAUCUCUUCCUCUGAUUCUCAAACCACACGCAAAGAGGAGAUCAAUCUCUCUUCUUCUGAUCUCCUUCCUGAUUUGAUCUAUGAGGCUCUUGUUUGGAGUUCCCUUCAUGGCCUUGUCGUUGGGGAUAAGAGCAUCCAGAGAUCGGGUACUGUUCCUGGGGUGGGACUCGUCCAUGCACCCUUUGCUUUAUUGCCUAUGUCGUUCCCCAAAGGUCUGUGGAGACAGGCGUGUGAAUUGGCUCCCAUUUUCAAUGAGCUCGUGGAUCGUGUCAGUUUGGAUGGCAAGUUCUUGCAGGAGUCAUUGUCCAGAACAAAGAAGGUUGAUGCUUUUACUGCCAGACUCUUAGACAUUCAUUCAAAGAUGCUCGAAAUGAAUAAGACAGAGGAUAUUCGUUUGGGCUUGCACCGGUCGGAUUACAUGUUGGAUUCUGAAACUGGACUGCUUUACCAAAUAGAGCUGAACACUAUUUCAUCUUCAUUUCCUGGCCUCAGUUGUCUUGUUGGUGAUCUUCAUAGGAAUUUACUUAGCCACCAUGGGAAGCACCUAGGGUUAGAUUCAAGAAGAGUUCCUGGAAACAUGGCUGUUAGUCGAUUUGCAGAGGCCUUGGCUAAAGCAUGGAAGGAGUACAACAAUCCUAGUGCUGUUGUUUUGGUUGUUGUUCAACCUGAAGAACGUAAUAUGUACGACCAACAUUGGCUGUGUGCUGUACUGAGGGAGAUGCAUGAUGUGGCAACCAUUCGCAAAACUUUGUCAGAGAUUGAUGCGGAAGGGCAAGUUCUUCCUAAUGGAUCACUUGUCAUAGGUGGCCAAGCAGUUGCAGUUGUUUAUUUUAGAGCUGGUUAUUCACCAAACGAUUAUCCUUCAGAAUCAGAAUGGAGAGCAAGGCUUAUGAUGGAACAAUCUGUGGCAAUUAAGUGCCCCUCUAUAUCUUACCAUUUAGUGGGCACAAAGAAGAUCCAGCAAGAAUUAGCAAAACCCAAUGUCCUUGAAAGGUUUCUUGAAAAUAAAGAUGAUAUUGCAAAAUUACAGAAAUCCUUCGCCGGUUUGUGGAGUCUUGAUAACUCAGACAUUGUCGAAAGUGCCAUGGAGAGACCUGAAUUAUAUGUUCUCAAACCCCAAAGAGAAGGGGGAGGGAACAAUAUUUACGGUGAUGAUGUGCGGGAAACUUUGAUUAAACUAAAAAAUGAAGGCGGAGAUGAUUAUGCUGCGUACAUUUUAAUGCAACGGAUUUUUCCCAAGGCUGCUCUUGCUUAUCUAGUUCGAGACGGUAUUUGUCAUCAAGACAAUGCUAUUUCAGAGCUCGGUGUUUAUGGAGCUUAUCUCAGGAACAAAGAUAAUGUGAUCAUGAAUGAUCAGUGUGGUUACUUGAUGCGAACCAAAGUUUCGUCUUCGAACGAGGGUGGUGUUGCAGCAGGCUUUGCAGUUCUUGACAGUAUUUAUCUAACCUAAUGGUGCCAUUUUUCUUCCCCCACUUGAGGUAACCUUCAAAAGAACAAAUGUAUCUUUCAUUGAAUGUGCAUUAUGAUGUGUUUGAUUUAAGAAUAUGAGCGGAUUGAAAAAGAAUAAUAAGAUUGUUAACUAUUGGCAUUUCCCUUCCA
Dioscorea cayenensis subsp. rotundata (Guinea yam) is the source of this 1787-nucleotide messenger RNA. RefSeq names its product glutathione synthetase, chloroplastic. Gene Ontology annotation, biological process: glutathione biosynthetic process. The record is from RefSeq and is a predicted model, not a curated record. NCBI's taxonomy places the organism in Eukaryota, Viridiplantae, Streptophyta, Magnoliopsida, Dioscoreales, Dioscoreaceae. Gene Ontology annotation, cellular component: cytosol. The transcript has 12 exons. Gene Ontology annotation, molecular function: glutathione binding; ATP binding; glutathione synthase activity. The coding region runs from base 22 to 1638 and encodes 538 amino acids.